This is a messenger RNA of Cricetulus griseus (Chinese hamster), 381 nucleotides long. The record is from RefSeq and is a predicted model, not a curated record. NCBI's taxonomy places the organism in Eukaryota, Metazoa, Chordata, Mammalia, Rodentia, Cricetidae.
AUGCACCUCUCCCAGCUGAUCGCCUGUGCCCUGCUGCUCACGCUACUCUCACUCCGGUCCUCCGAAGCCAAGCCCGGGACGCCACCGAAGGUCCCGCGAACCCCUCCUGGGGAGGAGCUAGCGGAGCCCCAGGCAGCUGGUGGCAAUCAGAAAAAGGGUGACAAGACUCCAGGCGGCGGGGGCGCCAAUCUCAAGGGAGACCGAUCGCGACUGCUCCGGGACCUGCGUGUGGACACCAAGUCCCGGGCUGCUUGGGCCCGCCUUCUGCACGAGCACCCCAACGCGCGCAAAUACAAAGGCGGCAACAAGAAGGGCUUGUCCAAAGGCUGCUUUGGCCUCAAGCUGGACCGGAUCGGCUCCAUGAGCGGUCUGGGAUGUUAG